GCCACAUUACUUGGAGAUUUCUAUUCAGAGGCAUUAACAUCACAAACAUUCUCUUAAUUAUUUUCCUCACUUUUUUUGCUUCCCUGAUCAGUACACAAAUAAACAAACACUUACCAGUUAAAAAUAUCCUGAAAUAUUAUAUUAUCCUUAUAUAUAAGUAGUUAAUGCAUAACAUGUCCAUCAGUUAGAUCUGGUGCAACUUUACCCAAUCACAAAGUGCAUGGAUUAAAUCAACAGGAGUGAAGUAGAGGUAUCCAAAAAAAUCUUUAUUUGAAUUUAAAACCAAUGCAUUUGGCACGUUGGCCUUCGUCAGGGUUCAUCAAGGUUCAUGUCCAUCAAGACGUCAAAAUUUUAGGUUAACAUUGGCUACAUUUACAUGUAAACCAAUACUCUGAUUAUUGCAAUAAUGGAAAAAAUGUUUUCUUUUGCCAUGGGGCUAUAGAUGGGGGAGCACCACUGCUGGAAAACGGUGCAUGGAACUGCUGUUUUACAUGAAGCCGAAAAGUAAGUGCAGCUUCUUUUUCGCGAUGUUUUCAAACCUGUGCUUGAUUGGAACAUGAUCUGUCUGCAGCACUGGUGCAGGCGCACUUUGGACAGAGUGGAAGAAGCAUUUACAUGCCUGUAAAAAGUGUAGUCCACAUAUCUUACUGCGAUUAUAAGCAUUACUCUGAUUAUGAGCAUAAUCGCAGUAUUAUAAUCGCAAUAUUAUGUUUACAUGAGCUAAAGUUUAAUCGCAUUAUGAGGGUGCAUGUAAACAUAGCCAUUGAUAUGAAUGUAUAAGAGAAUGUGCAUAUCUAAGGUAUUGUAACUGGGCACCUUUUCUUUGAAGUUUUUCACCAUUUUAAAUCACUUUUUUGCCUUUAACAGAUCAUUUUAAAAGGUUCUGCAGCAGUGUUGUAGUCGAGACCAGCUCAUCCAAGUCCAGGCUGUGACCAGAGUUCGAGUCCAAGUCAAGAUUGAUACCAUUAGAGGGUCGAGUCCGAGUAAAGACCGAGACCAGAAGAGCUCAUUAUCAUCGCGUAUAUAUUUGACUCGAAUGCUGACGUGGAAGUGGCAGCGGAAGUGGUAGCCCUCGUGUAAAGCCCUCCUCGUGUGAAGACCUACUUGUGUAAAGACCAGCGAGUCUACCUGUGCGAGUCCACCGAGCAAGGACACCGACAAGGCGCCACUCACCGUAGCACUUAAGUAUCUUGUUAUUGUAUCUCUUUUCCUUCUAUAUACUAACAUGUCUACUUCAUGAAUAACACAUGCCUUCAAGCACAUCCCUGUUAUCUGUUACAGACCGUUUACACAAUAUCGAUGCAAGACCAAAUGCAACCCACACAACCUACGGCCACUUUGCACUUCAGCACCUGCUCCGCUCUCUUUCUCAGUGGAACUCUGGAACUGCCAGUCAGCAGUGAACAAAGCUGACUUCAUUCCAGCCUUUGCCACGCAGUCCACCCUCAGCAUCCUGGCACUGACAGAAACAUGGAUACGUCCAGAGGAUACAGCAACACCUGCUGCCCUCUCCAACAACUUCUCCUUCUCUCACACCCCUCGACACACCGGUAGGGGUGGGGGAACAGGUUUGCUCAUUCAUAACAACUGGACUUUUUCACCACACUCUUCACUAUGUAACAAUACUAGUUUUGAAUUCCAUGCUAUUACUACAAUGCAACCCACAAAAAUCCAUGUUGUCAUCAUCUAUCGCCCUCCAGGUCAGCUGACAAACUUUCUUGAGGAGUUGGAUGUCCUGCUGUCCUCCUUGCCGGAGGAUGGUAGGCCACUUGUGGUUCUUGGUGAUUUCAACAUACACCAAGACAAGCCCCAGGCCACUGAAUUGAAUACUCUCCUGGCCUCAUUUGACUUGGAAAAACUACACACCACAGCAACUCACAGAUCGGGCAACCAGCUGGACCUCAUCUUUACAUGUAACUGUACCAACUCAAAUAUUCUUGUUACUCCUUUACAUGUCUCUGAUCACUACUUUGUUCAAUUCAACAUGACACUCCCAUCUACAUUAAAACAGACUCCACCAUUGGUUUCCUUUCGCCGUAACCUCCGUUCCCUCUCACCCUCUCGCCUUUCCACUGCUGUCUCUACAUCUCUUCCUACACAAAAUAUAUUUACCACGCUUAAUGUAAACACUGCCACAGACACACUAAGCUCUACUUUAACAACCUGUCUAGACAACAUCUGUCCUAUCUCCACUAGGCCAGCACGUGCUACACCACCCAGCCCCUGGCUGUCUGACGUCCUUCGUGAACAUCGGACUGACCUCAGGGCAGCUGAGAGGAGAUGGCGGAAAUCUAAAGAUCCAUCAGAUCUAGAACAAGCUGCUGGAUGACAAUCAGUCAGGCUUUAAAAGUGGACACUCCACCGAGACCGCCCUGCUGUCUGUCACCGAGUCGCUGAGACAGGCGAAAGCUGAAUCCAGAUCAUCAGUCCUGAUUCUGCUGGACCUUUCUGCAGCCUUUGACACAGUCAACCAUCAGAUAUUACUCUCUACCCUUUCCUCGCUGGGCAUCACAGGAACUGUACUUGACUGGUUUAAUUCCUAUCUCUCAGGUAGGUCC
Molecule: messenger RNA, 2558 nt
Organism: Myxocyprinus asiaticus (Chinese sucker)
Lineage: Eukaryota; Metazoa; Chordata; Actinopteri; Cypriniformes; Catostomidae
Exons: 3
Coding region: 1655-2329 (224 amino acids)
Molecular function (GO): catalytic activity
Source: RefSeq, a predicted model, not a curated record